This is a messenger RNA of Cherax quadricarinatus, 3767 nucleotides long. The record is from RefSeq and is a predicted model, not a curated record. Lineage: Eukaryota; Metazoa; Arthropoda; Malacostraca; Decapoda; Parastacidae.
GGAACAGUAGGGAGGGUGUUACUCUGCUGCCCGGGCUGAUUUCGCCUGUACCCCUGGCAAGUGUUACAGCUAACUACUACAGCCAGAGUGCUGACUCUGUACAUGUACAGACAGUCAGUGUUUGUUACGUUGUUUAGGUGUCUUCUCGAGCGAGGCCUUAGGGGCUGUACAUCUAUGCAAGCAAGACUAUGCAGCAGCGACUGAGCUGCUAAGGUGAUGUUCCUACUGAAGUAUAUUGUCUUCCUGGCCUCUCCUGCCACGUAGUGUUUAUGGCCCUCUCGUUCACACCCUUCCACAACGCAAGGUUUGAGUGUGAUGGCUGGGCCCGGGGCAUGUGAGAGCAUCGUGCUGCUGGUCGCACGGAUUGCACCUGCCUUUCUUCAAGCCUGGGUGCCCUUCGUCUGCCACGCCUGCACCACACCCAUCUGCAACGCUUCCACCACAUUCACCUGCUCUUCGGGCGACACCAUCGGGGGCAUAAGCACCACCCCUCACACAACUGUGAUACCCAACAUUCCCACCACCUCCCAACCUAUCUCCCUCACUGUUUAUCAGCCACACAGGAACACCAGUAAAAUAUAUGAUCUUUAUAAAUCUUUUAAAAAGAUUUUAGUUGUGACUUUCAGCUUGUUCGAUAUUUUUAAACUGUGUGGAUCCCUGACUGUGAUCUAAUAGUAAAGUAAGAUAGAUCGACUUAAUAUUAACAAAGAAUAACGGUGUUCAAUUUUUAAGGCUUGUGCAUAUAUAUAUAUAUAUAUAUAUAUAUAUAUAUAUAUAUAUAUAUAUAUAUAUAUAUAUAUAUAUAUAUAUACAAAAGCAUGUCAUCAGUAGUAAUGAAUGGGUGGCAGUUGGUGGGUGGGCAGAGUGUAGAUAGUGGUGGUGGGUGUGAUAACAGUGGCGGUGUGUCAGGAGAGGUCGGAAUGGGAGAUCAGGAUGGAGAACCUCCCUCUCUGACCCAAGACUGCCUUCCUAGUUACACACAAGAUGAGAGCGGGGAGCAUCAAGCAUUGCUGAACCCAAGUGUCAGUGACGGAAGCACUGAACUCCCUUGCCAGCAUCAGGGGCAGGGCGCUGUACCACUUAAUAUUUCAAGUCAAAGCGAGUGCCACAUAAGGAUAUUUACCCCAAAUGAGAGUAGUGCAGAAACAUAUGAUUCUGAGGAAUGUGGUGUGGUGUGUGGUGAUGGCCACUCCGAAAAAGUCAGCAGUUGUGAACAGAGCAGUCUGUCAUCACGUGAGAGCACCUGUGGCACUAACCCAACCAGUCCUGCUGAGGAUGAUGCUUCAAGUGUGUGGAAAAAGAGCUUUGUGGACAGUAGCACUCAGACAGGACCUGCAUGUGAUGCGUGUUCCUAUAUACUGGCAGCAGGUAAAAUGACCAGUGUGAUAGAAAGUGGCUCGGGUGAUGGGUAUGAAUACCACGCUCUGAAAAAAUUGUAUUGUACAAACAAACGAAGUGAUGAAAAUCUAAAAGCGAGUGGUGUUGUGUUUAGUAGCCAAGUGACGCAAACGGAACAAACUUCAAGUAGACUGGAUAUUGGCAGGCCAACGUCAUCAAAAUUAUCUUUAGCAGAGAGGAGGCAAAAGGUUUGUAUUUCAGAUUAUUCCCCACUGCCUUUGUGUGACUCGAGCAGAGGCAGUGACUCUGGCAAUAGCCUCGGUGGUGGCAGCAGCAGUAGCAGCACCAGCACCAGUAACAGUUGCAGCAGUAGCAGUGGUACUAACUGCCACUUUCACAAAAGUGGGGAGACAGGCUUCAAGAAGGUAUCAGCAUGUAGUGAGCUAAGUCCUAUUGCAUCAUGUGGAGGAGAUUCCACUUCAAAUGCUGGUCUGGCAGUCAGUGUUGGGUUAUCAUCUGACCCUAGCAUUAAAGAUAUAGGUGGCCGCAGCCCCUGCACACCAACCAGCGGAUGUCUCAAGGCUGGGACGAGAGUUCCAACUGGCGCUCAUGUUCAGUUCGACACGCCUUAUGAGGACGACGACACUCGCGUACUCCAUGACACACUAGUAACAGAGGAUGGUCAUAUAACUCUACACAAGCCUUGUGGAGGCAGCGUCACACCAACUCAUGGAGACCAGUUAUCUCGUUUAUGGUCAAAACUUGUCCCGGAUUCCUCACCAUCUGAAAUUGCAUCUAACUUGCAAGUACCAAAAAAAUGGCGUCGGAGACAAGUUUCAGGUUCUAGCAGCAUCAGUUUGGGCUCAAGCUCUAGUGAUUCGACCAAUUCACAGGGGACCGAAUUUGAGCGUCAAGCACCUGACGGAGGGUGGGGUUGGGUAAUAGUAGCAGCAUCUUUCAUGGUUCACUGCAUUGCUGAUGGUAUCACUAUGUCUUUUGGCGUAAUCUUUGUUGAACUCUUGAGCUACUUUCAAGAAAGCAGAUCCUUAACAUCCUGGGUUGGAAGUUUAUUCAUGGCAAUACCGUUGUUGGCUGGACCGCUAGCCUCCCUCCUGACUGACCGCUAUGGUUGUCGGACUGUAACAAUCUGUGGUGCUCUUGUUGCCUGCUUUGGGUUCUUUGUUGGUGCCUUUGUAAAUACUAUUCCAUUGCUAUUACUGACGGUAGGCAUUAUUACUGGCCUUGGCUUGGCAGUAUGUUACGUUGCUGCUAUUGUCAUUGUUGCUUUUUAUUUUGAAAAGAAGCGGUCACUAGCAACAGGAAUAGCUGUGGCUGGUAGUGGCAUUGGCACAUUCUUAUUCGCACCACUAAUCCAAUAUCUGGUUGACUACUGGGGUUGGAGACUAUGUUUCAUAAUGUUGGCAGGUAUAUUCUUAAAUAUGGUUGUGUGCGGUGCCCUGAUGAGGGAUCUGGAAUGGACACCACGUGACUCCUCCAGCUUAAGAGAUGCUAAUACCACCACCGUCAGCAGCCGCCGUGGCUCCACGUCCCAGUCAUCAGAGACAGUGGGUGGUCGGGGAGGCAGUGUAGGGACUGGACUUCCUUCACUGGAGGAGCUGAGACGGCUAGUACAGUCCGGGGAUGUGACUGCACUACUUUCCCCCGAUGACACCCCCAGCGGGACACUCCGUGGUUCGGCCUCACUGGUAUUGCUGCCAACUUUCCUUAGCCGAUCCCAGGCCUUGCCACCCGACGUAAUUCCCUGCUUAUCAUCACGCACGAAUGCAUAUGAGGUGGUCUCCCAUAUGUAUCCCCACCUGCUCUCACACUCCCUCUCUGGUCAUGUCGACCAGGUACACACACAGUUAGAGAAGAAACAUCUUCCAAAAACUCAAAAGGAGAAAAUGUCAACAUAUGCAUUAACGCCAGUGACCAGCUGUGGAUCAGCAGCAGUAAACAACCAGGACAAGGUAGAAGACGUUCCGCUGCAGCACCCCAGUAGAAGUGGGCCCUCAUACUCCGACACAGAUUCCACCACUCCUGGAUCUGUGCUCACAAGUAUUCCCAUUCAAACUGGAAGUGGCAAAAAGAUUGACCUAAAGAUCGAGUUUAAUACUCCUGAUGAUGGAGAUGAAGCAGACAAUGAGGAAGAAAAUGAGGAUCCCAAAGAGAUGAAGGCAAUGCUUGAGUCAGUUCGGUGGCGAGGUGGAGGUGGACGUAACAAUGCUGGACGGAGGAUCUCCACUGGGUGUAUGGGCACCAGCUCCUCUCCUCCCCAUGCUGCACCUCUGCACAACAUGAGGAUCAAUAGACAGUCAAUGACUUAUAGAGGAGCAAUGCUCAACAUCCACCGCUAUCGGCUGAGAGCCUCAUCAUGUCCUGACAUUUAUAGAAAUUCCAUCAUCACGAUAGCAAAAUCACAAGAUGAG